Aspergillus mulundensis is the source of this 1407-nucleotide messenger RNA. RefSeq lists its product as uncharacterized. Bases 1 to 1407 code for a protein of 468 amino acids. Lineage: Eukaryota; Fungi; Ascomycota; Eurotiomycetes; Eurotiales; Aspergillaceae. The transcript has 5 exons. The record is from RefSeq and is a predicted model, not a curated record. Gene Ontology annotation, molecular function: transmembrane transporter activity. Gene Ontology annotation, biological process: transmembrane transport. Gene Ontology annotation, cellular component: membrane.
AUGGCCGAGACUUUGGAUACAAAGCCUGUUCUGCACGCGACUGCCGGCGACAAUGUUCGCAGUGGUGAUGGAGCAGUGGCACCCCUAAGCGAGGAUGAGAAAAGGAUUGAAAGAAAGCUCGUUCGCAAGAUCGACCUCCUGAUCCUCCCCAUGGUCGCCCUGGCUUUCUUUCUGAGCGUCAUAGACAGGGGCAACUAUGGUUUUGCUCGGCUUCAGCAUCUUGAACGCGACCUCCACAUGUCCGGUUCCGAAUUCCAGGCUGCAUUGAGUAUCUUCUAUGUAGGAUACAUGCUGUUCGGAGUGCCAUCCAAUAUGCUGCUGAACUAUUUCGGGCGGCCAUCGUGGCACAUAGGUCUUGCAGUUGUCGCUUGGGGCACUGUGACUGCAUGCACAGCUGCGGUUAACAACUUCGGAGGGAUGAUGGCCUGCAGGACCUUGUUGGGUGUUGUCGAGGCUCCCGUGUAUGCUGGAAUGCUAUUUUACCUCUCGAAAUGGUACAAGAAAACCGAGCUUUCUCUCCGUAUAUCCCUAUGUCUAUCCUUCGGAUUGAUGGCCGCUGCUACCGGUCCCCUGAUCGCCGCGGGCGUUCUGAGCGGCCUAGAUGGCGCAAAGGGCCUUUCGGCGUGGCGGUGGCUUUAUAUCAUAGAAGGCACAGCAAUCCGUCGUCUAACCCUCGAUGCCUCAGAGGCCGACAUCGAUGAAGCCGGUAUAUCCGCAAUGGACGGCGUGAAACUCGCCCUGCGCGACCCAAAGCUAUACCUCCUGUGUUUCAUGCAACUGUGCAUCAUCGUCGGAAUCGGCAGCCAGGCCUUCUAUCCUACAAUGACAGCAACCCUAGGAUACAGCCACGUCAUUUCGCUCCUGCUCGUGGCGCCUCCCUACUUCUUCACAGCCAUCCACUGCUGCAUCCACAGCCACCUCAGCGACCGCACGGGCCGUCGCUUCUGGUACAUGAUCUACCCUGCGCCGCUCGCCGUCGCCGGAUACGCCAUCUACAUGUCGCCGGUGUCUUCGUUUGGAGCACGAUACGUUGCGCUUUUCCUGAUGCUCUCCGUGUACAGCAUGAACAUGACUGCGAACGCCUGGUUGGCUACAACGAUCUCUAGGCCGCCCGCUAAACGUGCUGCCGCGUAUGGCUUCCUGACUGUCGUGCCUCAUACCAGUUCGAUCUGGUCCUCGUUCACCUACCGCAACAACGACUCGCCUUACUUUCGCUUGGCCCUGGGGAUCGCUGCGGGGAUGAUUACUCUUGCUGCGGCUUCGGCUGUUUGGCUUCGAGUGCUUCUGGUUCGGGAGAAUCGCCGGCUUGAAGAGGAGGAGAAGAGGAAAUUGGACUUGGCUGGGUCUCGGUCUGGUGCUGAUGUUGCGCCGGGGCAGGAAGGGAGUUCGUUUCGGUACACAAUCUGA